CCUAACUGAAAUUUUUAUUUGUGUAUUAUGUCUUAUAAAGGUGCAUAGGUCAUUUUUAUAUAAAUGCGUUUUGGAGAGAAGAUGAGUUAUGAUAAGAGUAAUUGAGGCAAUUCUGAUAGUUAUGUCUGCUGUUGCUCCGGAUACUCCGUGGACGUACACUUCAAGAUGUACAAUGAAUGAGUUACCGAAACCUGAUCGUCUACUGGUGAUGUCAUCAUACACGAGAAAAGUCCUCAAACUCACCACAAUACAAAUAAUCAACACAUCGAUCAUUGUAAUCAUCUUAUCUCUAAUAACUCCGAAAUAUAUAUCUCUUGAAGAUAUACAGUUAAUUACUGCUGGUUUAUCUUCAUUAAUCGCAUUAGUAGUAGCGGUUGUGAUCGCGUUUGUAAAGAAGUAUAGUGAAAAAUAUUCUGUGAACGUCGAUCUGGUGAUAAUUUAUUCCACAUGCAUGGCUAUAGUACUUGGCGUUUCGAAUACGAUGUUAGGAGCUAUUACUACUCUUGGUGUCUCAAUAAUCAGCUUGGUAAUCUUCAUAUCGGCAUUGCUCAUUGGCGCAGCAAUCAAGACAAGUUUAGUAGAUCAAUCAGUAACUAUUCUGUUAUCGGUUGAUGUCGUAUGGGCAGUAAUUGAGACCGUUUCGAUAGUACUCAACUCUUUAAAAAUAAUGCGAGCAGUGAUUGGUCUUGACAUUGUAGCGGAAAUAUUGUUAUUUAUUAUAACAAUAUUUGUGAGUCAUAUAACAGUUGGUAAAUUACGAUAUAUUCUCUUCUAUCCAAUUUAUGCGUUGGCAUCAAUAUUUUUGUACUCCAUGUUUUGUUUGAUAUUAUAUCAGACAAUAUUGCUGGGUUCGGGAUUAUUUUCACGUGACUGUUCAUGGAAAUGUACAUGGAACUGUUCAUUUAACUGUUCAUGGAUCUGUUCAUGGAACUGUUCAAGUAGACUAGAUUCUUUGGAAUUAUGAUAUUGCUCCGUCGAUGGCUGCGAUAUUUUGUUCCCUUUCUAUAUUCAUCUUGAAAUUCGAAAUCGCACUGAUCAGUACUUCUGCUUUGAUUGGUGAAUAAAUACCAAUCUGUGAAAAAUGACAUACAUAUGUAUACAUAUGUGUGCUUCUGGCUGUGUUGACUAAAACUUGAUGUACAUGAUGGUUUCUUCCUUGAUUUCACAUUUG
Messenger RNA from Schistosoma turkestanicum, 1171 nucleotides. NCBI's taxonomy places the organism in Eukaryota, Metazoa, Platyhelminthes, Trematoda, Strigeidida, Schistosomatidae. The record is from the annotation of a GenBank genome assembly.